CAAUACCAAACGAAGGAGUAACUCUUAAGCCCAUUCAAACUCGGGAGCACAUGAAUAUAUAUACAUACCUACAAAUUAGAGCACUAUAAGUGAAAAAUCACUGCACUCAAAAAAAUUCCCAAAACUAAAGAACACAGAGAGAAAAAUGAGCUUCCAGCGUUUCUACGAAACAUGGUUUGAUCAACUGAAAGAAAUCGUACGUCAACUGAACCAAGUUCCCCGUCCCGCCACCAGUGACCAUCACCGUGAACUGCACCAACUCCUCGUUCAAAAAGUUGUCUCUCACAUCUACGAGUACUAUCGAGUUAAAUCCUUAGCUGCAAAAAAUGAUAUCCUCUCUGUUUUCUCCGCCCCGUGGUCUACAUCUCUGGAACGUUCUCUCCAUUGGAUCGCCGGAUGGCGACCGACCACCGCUUUUCACCUUAUCUACACUGAAUCCAGCAUUUUGUUUGAAUCUCACAUCAUCGACAUUCUUCGUGGCCUCCGAUACGGAGAUCUCGGUGAUCUAUCGCCGGAGCAACUCGCUCGCGUUAGCGAAUUUCAAUGUGAAACUGUUCACGAAGAAAAUUCUAUCACCGACGAACUCAACGACUGGCAGGAUGGUGCAAGUGAGAUAAUUGGUUUGAUGGGAGACAUAGAAGAGAAGAUGGAGAAGCUAGUUGAGAUUUUGGAGAAGGCGGACAAACUGAGGAUGAAGACGAUAGAGAAUUUAGUACAACUAUUAACACCACAGCAAGCAGUUGAAUUUCUUAUAGCAUCGGCGCAUUUACAGUUCGGUAUUCGAAAAUGGGGAAUUAAUCAUGAUCGUCAAAGAGAAAAUCCAUGAACAUUUUCUGCCUUCUUCAUCAUGCACACUGGUUUGCAUGUUGUUAGUUUUUUUUAAAAAAAAUAAAAAAUCUCAAAUUAGAGAAGAAAUUUUGGAUUUUUAUAAAGCUAUUAUUAUUAUUUUUUGGAUUAUUUUUUUAAAAAAAGUGGAUGAGUGGCUAUAAGAGGUGUAAGCUAACAUGCAGUUGAUCCCAUGCAUAGAAACACGUGUUAUUCAAACAGCGCGUGAAGAUGUGGCGCGCUGUUGAACACCGGUAAGGGGUAAUUCUCUAAACUUUUGUUGAGCCUGUAUCAACUCAUCCAGAAUGUAAUAGAAAAAAAUCUUUUUAAGAAUUGUUACACCGUCUCUAAUUUUUAGCGGUAAU
Solanum lycopersicum (tomato) is the source of this 1190-nucleotide messenger RNA. Its product is annotated as protein DOG1-like 3. Lineage: Eukaryota; Viridiplantae; Streptophyta; Magnoliopsida; Solanales; Solanaceae. Gene Ontology annotation, molecular function: sequence-specific DNA binding. Gene Ontology annotation, biological process: DNA-templated transcription. The record is from RefSeq and is a predicted model, not a curated record.